Messenger RNA from Anarrhichthys ocellatus (wolf-eel), 2392 nucleotides. RefSeq names its product la-related protein 1B-like. Bases 502 to 1107 code for a protein of 201 amino acids. The transcript has 5 exons. Lineage: Eukaryota; Metazoa; Chordata; Actinopteri; Perciformes; Anarhichadidae. The record is from RefSeq and is a predicted model, not a curated record.
ACUUUGUGUAUCAUAUUUCAAUAAUAAUUUGUCCCACCACAGAAGAAGUACAGCUGCAGUAGUAAGCUGAUUUAAACAUCAGUCCUGCGGCUCUUCACUCCCUGUGCAGCUCCGACCCUCGUCCGUCUAACCUUGAGCUGCUAUCAGGCUGUCCAAAUGUUCAACAUUCUCAGAGGUGGAAACUCUGCCGGUUUAUUGUCCUCGUUUGUUUCCCGACAGUCGGAGCAGUGACCUCCCUCUCCUCCCCGCCGGCCUCGACCAGAAGGGAACUUCAAAUGUUAGAAUAAUCAGAAUGAGUCCAGCUGACUUGUGAAAUGACCGUUCCUUGUUGUUGAUGUUUGUUUCUCUCUCAAUGUUUUACAGUCCGGUGACUUCAGUGAUAUCACAAACUGGCCCACGCCUGGUGAGCUGGCCAAAGAGCAGCAGCAAAAUGUCCUCAACAACAACGGGAAGAAGCCGGCCUCGUCCUCGCGCAGAGAGAAGGAGAAGGAGGGGGAUCAGAUGGAGGGGAAGUCGGAGAGCAGCCACGACGGAGGAGAGAGCAAAGAGAACCAGGAGGCUCAGCCCGACCCGCUGGGGGAGCUACCCAAAGACGGGGAGUCCAAGGCGGGACAGGACGCCAAGAACGCCGCCCUGAAGAAGAGGGGAGGCGAGGGUAACAAACGUAAGUGGGUUUCUCUGCCGAUGGAGGAUGCGUCACGGGACGACGGCGGCAAGACGUCCGGCAGGGGUCCGGACACGGAGCCCACCAGCGACGCGCACGACCCGGCGUCGCCCAAUCACACACUCCAUAAUAACAGGGCGCAUGAUAGCAGCAGGAGUUGGAGAAGAGAGCCGCGGGACUUUGCGGACGAUACUGCCAGCGUCCGGAGCGACGGCGGGAGCGUUCGCGGAGGAAUACGAGGCCGAGGGAAAGGUCGCGGUCGCGGGAGAGGACGUGGACGAGGCCGCUACGAACACUCUCAGAGCUUCCGGGACUCUCCGUCGUCUGACGGCUCCGUUCAGGCCAACAACAUGGUUUACUACUACGACGACGGCGGCAGCAAAGGCCAGAUGUACUCGGUGGACGAAAAGCUUCUUAAAGAUUACAUCAAACGUCAGAUGUGAGUAUUCGACAACUACUGUGAUUGGCAGCUUUGGGGCCUGGAAGGUUUCUCCACUAGAAUAAGAGUUUACCUCACAGAACGUCCAGAUCGACUCAACGAGACAUUCAUAUCGUUCAUCUUCUACUAAGAUGCUUUAAUGGCUGCAGGUUGAGAACAAGAGUGAAUGAAGAAUCAGUGACGCAGUUUAUUGUCAUUUCCAUCUCUUGUGUUUACAAUUCAACAAGGUAAAUCUUUGCUUGUGCAGUCAUCGUAUCGAUGAUAAUACUUUUGAGUGUGUUUUUGUACACACUGUGUGUGCAUGUAUGCAUUAAAGGGACCAUCACAGGAAUCCACCUCUAAGAAAAUAGGGCUAUAGCCUUAACACUGAAACUAUUUCUUCCAUUUGAAUGUAACUUCAAAUAUUUAGAUUUAGUCGAGCAUCAACCAGCUAGUAAUAAUAUAUUUAAUGGUAAUAGAAACCCUCAGAUGUGAUGGAAAGCUUCUUCAGACACAUUUCAACGUGCUCAGACGAGAUGAAAGUGGAAACCACCUUUUUAAAAGGUUUUGUUUUAUUUUAUUUGUAAAAUAAUAAUAGAUAACAGAGACGACAGACUUACAACAAACCAGCAGAUUGCAUCAACCAGAGAGUGACCGUUCAGUGACAGUUCAAGUGCAUUCAGUGCUCAAGCAAUCCUUAAUCUUCUAAAGAUCUUACGUUCUUAUAAAAUAAUCUAGUUCAUAAAACGUCACCAUAUUUAAUGUUUUCAUUAUCGCAGAAUUAGUUUAUAUUAUUAAAAACUGAGUUGUUGUUUGUAAAACUCUCAAUAUGAUGUUUAAAAGGCAGAUAUUCAUAAGUUGAGACUCAAAACAGGUGAAGGUUGUUCUGAGUGUCCGCAUGACCGACGAGCAGUGAAGGCAGCACGUGUGCUCGGUGGAGCUCCUCCGGGUGCGUUGUGUCCUGCAGGGGGCAGCGUUCACUCUGUCUCUGACUGACAGCUCUGGCCUCAUUUCAGAGAAGUGGACUCCUAAAUAUAGCCCGAGUGCUUCGGAGGGGACAGGAUGAAUUAUAUGCUGCGCUGAGCGCGGAAAUGUAGAAAAAAGAGAAGAAAAUACAGUGUUUCAGGGAGGAGGGUGAAGGGAACAAGUGAGGGAGGGAGGGAGGGAGGGACAGACAGACAUUCUUGUCUUCUCCUCUCUCGUCUCCCUCAGCGUUAUUCAGACUGCUCACUCAGCCGGCGUUACUCCACAUGAACCAACGACAGCCCACCGCCUGCAGGCUGGUGUGUGUGUGUGUGUGUGUGUGUGUG